Molecule: messenger RNA, 1921 nt
Organism: Coffea arabica (coffee)
Lineage: Eukaryota; Viridiplantae; Streptophyta; Magnoliopsida; Gentianales; Rubiaceae
Product: CRS2-associated factor 2, chloroplastic
Biological process (GO): Group II intron splicing
Molecular function (GO): RNA binding
Source: RefSeq, a predicted model, not a curated record
AUGUCGUUUUGAAGCACCACUAUCAAAAAAAUCUCUGCAAAUUUCUAUCCUCUCCUUCUCCUCCUGUGCAGCAAAAUCAGAACAAAAGCUUCUUCUGUUCACCUCCUCCGCUCGCCUCCUUAUACAUAUGUGUUUGUAUAUAAUUUACCAUGGCAAUUCUGACUACAUUAGCAGGCAGCCACAACCUCUUUUCAAACUUACCAACCAGCGCGCCACCAGCGUCACGCCCUAAUCAAUCCCCACCGCCACCACAGCCUCCCAUCCCGAUUCCCAAAUACCCACCUCCAUUAAAAUCCAGAAACUCCAAAACCCACCAAAAACCUUCCCCUAAACCCGACCAAAAGAGCCCAACUUUCAAGACCCCUCACAGGAACACCAAGUACUACAAGCCCAUCAAGCAUGGCCAAGUCAUCUCCGCCGACGGCGACCGCUCCGUCAUUGUCGGCGAAAAUGGUGUAUCUUAUCGUCUUCCUGGAGCUCCAUUUGAGUUCCAAUUCAGUUACUCUGAGACCCCAAAGGCUCAGCCUUUAGCAAUUCGAGAGCCGCCUUUUUUGCCUUUUGCCCCGCCCACCAUGGCGCGACCUUGGACUGGGAAAGCCCCAUUGAAGAAGGCCAAGAGGAAUAUUAAGCUUGUUGAGCCAUCGGAUGGACGAGUGAGAAGAAAUGAUGAUAAUGUAGCUAAGCAUUAUGAGAUGUUGAAGGCUUAUGAGCUGGGGAAAUACAAAGUCAGGCCUAGAGAAGAGGUUUUGGGAAAGCCAUUGACGAGGGACGAAAUUAGAGAGCUUUUGAAGCCUUGCAUUUCCAGCAACAGACAGGUUAAUUUAGGUCGGGACGGCCUCACGCAUAACAUGUUGGAGUUGAUACAUACACAUUGGAGAAGGGGACCUGUUUGUAAAGUUCGGUGUUUAGGUGUUCCAACUGUUGACAUGGACAAUGUGUGCCGUUGUCUCGAGGAGAAAACUGGUGGAAGAAUCAUACACCGUGUCGGUGGUGUGGUCUACAUUUUCAGUGGCAGACACUAUAACCACAGUACCCGUCCUCAAUACCCAGUGAUGCUAUGGAAACCAGCCACACCUGUUUACCCAAAACUCAUACAAGAAGCACCAGAAGGUUUGACAAAAGAAGAAGCUGAUAAAUUGCGAAUGAAGGGGAAAAAUUUACUCCCAAUAUGUAAAUUAGCAAAAAAUGGGGUGUAUGUUUCCCUGGUGAGGGAUGUCAGACAUGCUUUUGAAGGAUGUGAAUUAGUGAAGAUUGACUGCAAGGGUAUGCAUGCAAGUGAUUACAAGAAGAUUGGUGCUAAAUUGAAGGAAUUGGUUCCCAGCAUCCUGUUAUCCUUUGAGGAUGAACAGAUAUUGAUGUGGAGGGGGAAAGACUGGAAAUCAAUGUACAGAAAUGAUGCUUCAGGUCUUAGAUCUGCUUUCCAUGGUAUAGCAAAUAGCAUGACUUCUUCAGAUUCUGGAAGUUCUGAUCUUCACAAGUCCGAUGGUAAAAUGGUGAACUCAAGCCCUAAAAUGAUGUCCUUGUGGCAAAAGGCAAUUGGAUCGGGCAAGGCAUUAUUGCUAGAUGAGAUUGAGCUUGGUCCGGAUGAGCUUUUGGAGAAAGUAGAGGAAUUUGCGAGUAUUUCACAGGUGAAAGAGCACUCAUAUCCAGCCUUGAUCGCGACUAAUGGAGUUGCUAUUGAUCCAGAUGGUGAUACAGAGGAUGAAGCCGACGGUGAAGAUGAGACGGGUCCAGACAGUUUUGACGACUCAUUUGAAGCAAUAGAAUCGUCAGUUCCAUUAGGAUCAUUACCCAUUGAUGCAAUUACAGAGAAUUUCAGCGACCCUGACGAAUACUUUUGAAGAUUCCCCCCAUGUUGUAUAUCGUAGAAAGUAAUAAAUUAUUUAUAAAAUCUCACGUCCAUGCUAAUUCAUCAUCUCAA